AAAUGUUUUUAAAUUUUUUAUUACUGGCUAUAAGUUUUGCCUUUGUGUUGGCCAUAACGGAUCAGGACAUACAUUUAAGGAGUUAUAGUGAUGGAAACAAUCGUAUGAUGGGAAAUAUAGCAACUGGUAAAUACACUCCAGCCGAAGAAAAAGAUCCAGAAUUUUGGCGUUCUUUGGCUCAAAGAGAGCUAGCCAAGCGUUUGGGUAGUGUGCCGAAUUAUAACAGGGCUAAAAAUAUUAUAUUCUUUUUGGGUGAUGGCAUGUCCAUAUCAACAGUGACAGCAUCACGCAUAAGGAAAGGCCAGUUGAAGGGCAAGACCGGAGAAGAGGAUGCUCUGAGUUUUGAAAAGUUUCCUUGGACUGGUUUAAGUAAGACCUACUGUUCUAACUCUCAAGUGGCUGAUUCUGCCUGUACUUCAACCGCCUACUUGUGCGGUGUCAAGGCCAACAUCAUGACAAUUGGUGUGUCAGCCAAUGUAGAGUACAAUAAUUGUUCGAUGAGCAUGGACCCUAAAAAUCAUGUCAGUUCUCUGGCGGAUUGGGCCCAGAAAGCUGGUAAAUCCACAGGAUUUGUAACCACCACCACUUUAACCCAUGCCAGUCCCUCGGGUAUGUAUGCCCACACCGCUAAUCGCUACUGGGAAAGUGAUGCUGAUGUUUUGGCAGCCCAACAGGAUCCCGCUACCUGCAUGGACAUGGCUCAACAGCUAAUAACACAAUCCCCUGGACGUAAUUUAGAUGUCAUGAUGGGUGGUGGUAUGGGCAAAUUUAUACCAAAUAAAAUUAAGGAUGCUCAUGGUAAAAAGGGAGAACGUAAAGAUGGUCAGAAUUUAUUGACCCUAUGGAAAAAACUAAAUCCCAAAGGAGCUUUAGUAACCAAUCGUAAACAAUUAUUAAAUUUGAAUGUAAACAAAGUGGAUAAAAUCAUAGGAACAUUUGGCUCAACAGUAAUGGAUUUUCAUGCCCAUGCCGAUAAUACCAAACAACCCCGAUUGGUGGAAAUGACAGAGGUGGCUCUCAAGUUCCUAAAACAAAAGAAUAAUAAUGGCUAUGUGAUUUUCAUCGAAGGCGGCUUAAUAGAUUAUGGCAAUCAUUUCAAUAAACCUGGUCUGAGUACUGAUGAAACUUUGGAAUUUGAAAAGGCCAUAGAAUUGGCUGUUAAUAUAACCGAUCCCAAUGAAACUUUAAUUGUGGUAACAUCCGAUCAUGCUCAUCCUUUGAGUAUUGCUGGGUAUCCGGGUCGAGGUACCCCUAUUUUGGGAGUCAAUCAGCAUGAUGUUGAUAGUAAUGGCAGGAAAUAUGCCACCUUAAAUUAUGCUGUGGGACCGGAGCAAUAUUUGGAUGGAGAGGGUAAAUCUUUGGAUUUGGAGGGCUUAAUUGAGGGUAUAGAUUCUACUCAUCCUAGCCAAAUACCUGGCAGUAUAGGUGUUCAUGGUGGCGAUGAUGUGGGUAUUUUUGCCUUAGGUCCUUUUUCUCAUUUAUUUAGUGGGGUUUUGCAACAAAAUUCCAUACCACAUUUAAUGGCUUUUGCUGCUGGCAUUGGUGUCUAACAAAUGUGAUUUUAUUAAUGUAU
Molecule: messenger RNA, 1573 nt
Organism: Calliphora vicina (urban bluebottle blowfly)
Lineage: Eukaryota; Metazoa; Arthropoda; Insecta; Diptera; Calliphoridae
Product: alkaline phosphatase-like
Exons: 3
Coding region: 3-1550 (515 amino acids)
Biological process (GO): dephosphorylation
Molecular function (GO): alkaline phosphatase activity
Source: RefSeq, a predicted model, not a curated record